Molecule: messenger RNA, 4550 nt
Organism: Anopheles coustani
Lineage: Eukaryota; Metazoa; Arthropoda; Insecta; Diptera; Culicidae
Gene: MED23
Product: mediator of RNA polymerase II transcription subunit 23
Exons: 7
Coding region: 74-4399 (1441 amino acids)
Biological process (GO): positive regulation of gene expression; regulation of transcription by RNA polymerase II
Cellular component (GO): mediator complex; transcription regulator complex
Source: RefSeq, a predicted model, not a curated record
GUUUCGCGUCGCCGCGAAUUUCAUAGUAAUUUGUGAGUCAAAACUAUGUUUUAGGUGUAAAAGGGUGAAAAACAUGUCGGCAGAGUUAAGAAUAGUGAAGCUGUUUGAGGAAGUUUUGGAGGAUAAGAAUAUCGUGCCCAGCUGCGAUGAGGAAGAACAGCGAAAGCGCACCGAGGAAGGUUUCAAAAAGAUUGGGACGCUUUUCGGUGCGAUGACGCCAGAAGUGAAGGAAGCUUCGAUACGAAGUUACCUCGGCUACGUGGCGUCGGUGCACCACCAGAACCGGGUGCACAACUAUCUGCACGUGAUGAACCGGAUGGUGGCAAUGAACAUCAUACCGGCGAAGCUGCUGUGCGAUCAGCUCAUGUGCUCGGACAAGCUGACGUACAAGAACCCGUGCUUCUGGAUCGAAGCGUUUCAGCUUAUAAGAAAAGUGAUCGGCGGCGUGGAUUACAAGGGUGUCCGGGAGAUCAUGAAGUGCUGCAAGGAAAAGGCACUUUCGUUUCCGGCAAACGUCAGUGUCAACAUUCUUCCGCAGCUGCUUGAGCUGGUCGAGUUGAUCGAGCAUAUCUUCAACCGAAACGCGUGCCUACUACCGGCCUACUUUAUCAUAAAUGAAAUCAAGAAAACAGACUAUCAGAACAUGCACUGGCGGGUGUCAAAUUUGACUGCAAACUUCAUUGAGGAGUUUGUGUCCGUCGCUCAGAUGCUGUCUAUCAUCGGUCACUCCUCGAUGUUGCCCAUCGUGGAACAUUCGUCGUACGUCGAUAAUCUGAUCAUUCCCUGGAAGCUUGACCCGGAUACGCUGAAACUUUCGCUGCGUGGUAAUCUUCCAUACGACGAUGAACUUUUGCAGCCUCAAGCGCGUCUGCUGCGAUUUGUCUUGCAGCAACCAUACUCGCGCGAUAUGGUUUGCUCGAUGCUGAACUUUCAAAAGCAGCAGAAGCAGAAGUGUGCUGCACUCGAGGAGCAGCUAGUGUGGCUGGUGCUGAACGCGAUGGAAUAUUCAGAGAAGGAAGGAAAUCCGGGCGGUCCAAAUGCGGUCGGAUCCGGCAUGAAUGAUCACGACGAUGUUGCAAGCCACACGCAGUGGAUCUGGCUCCAUCUCAGCUCGCAGUUGAUCUAUUUUGUGCUGUUUCAAUUCGCAACGUUUCAGAACAUUGUUAACACCCUGCAUGAGAAGCUUGCAGUACGUAACCUGCGCCGUGGACGGGACCAUCUCAUGUGGGUGUUUCUGCAGUACAUCUCGGGCAGUAUACAGAAGCACUCGAUUCUCAACUUCCUGCCCAUACUGAAGUUGUACGAUAUACUGUAUCCGGAGAAGGAGCCACUACCGGUGCCGGAUUAUAACAAUCCCUACUGCACACACCAGAUGGCUCCAACCUGCAUUUGGAUUCAUCUGAUGAAGCGGGCCCAAACAGAGAGUUACAACAUCAACCGCCCGAUACCGAUCGCUCUGCGAUUGCACUUUGAAUAUCUUCAGCAUCUUGCAAUGCCUAGUAACAACCCGACCCUCUUCAUGGGUUCCGAGUAUCGGUUUGCGUUGCUAUGCAACGCCUACUCGACGCAGACGGAUUAUUUCUCGCGGCCGAUGCAGGCACUGAUCGAUACCAUUCUGGGUAACAGUAAAAACCCCCAGGCCAUGGUAUCCGGUGGUGUGCAGCCCCUACCAACCGCUCCUCUUUCGAUGCGCGUCCUAGACAGCCUGACUAUUCACAGUAAGAUGUCGCUCAUUCAUAGCAUCGUGAUGCAUAUGAUAAAACAGGCACAGAAUAAAAGUGCCAUCCCGAAUGGAAACAAUAUGGCUCCGGCACUGGUUGAAACGUACUCACGGUUGCUCGUGUACACUGAGAUUGAGUCACUGGGCAUCAAGGGAUUCCUGGGUCAACUUUUACCGCAGGUAUUCAAGUCGCACGCAUGGGGGAUAUUGUACACGUUGCUAGAGAUGUUCUCCUACCGAAUGCAUCAUAUCCAUUCACACUACCGUGUGCAACUGUUGACGCAUCUACACUCUCUAGCAUCGGUUCCUCAUACAAACCAGAUGCAGCUACACUCUUGUGUCGAAUCAACUGCCCUUCGUUUGAUCAUCGGCCUCGGUUCAGUCGAAGUGCAGGCGCAGCUGUCUCGCUACGUCAGCGAACCGAAACCACCCGGUAACAUCGUGUCGGCAGAAAGUGAAGAACUCAAUCGGGCACUCGUUCUAACGCUUGCCCGGUCCAUGCACAUCACUGGCACCGGCAACGAUCCGCAGUCGAGCGCAUGGUGCAAGGACCUGCUGCAGAAUAUAAUGCUCAAUACACCGCACGCAUGGCCGCAGCACACGCUCUUCUGUUUUCCACCGGUACUGAACGAAUUCUUUAUGCAGCACAACAUCCCGAAGGAGAACAAACAGCUGCUGAAGAAAACGGUGGACGAAGAGUUCCGUAACUGGGCGUCGAUGACGAACGAGAACGACAUAAUCGCACACUUCGGAAUGGCGGUCAAUCCGCCGCUGUUCUUGUGUCUUGUAUUUAAGAUGAUCAUCGAAACGGAUGCGAUAAGCCCAGUUGCGUACAAGAUUCUUGAACGCAUCGGAGCCCGUGCCCUGUCAACCCACCUUCGCAAGCUGUGUGACUAUCUGCUGUUCGAGGUGGCCAACUCUGGCGGUGGUGCACACGUCAACAAGUGCGUCGACACGAUCAACGACAUGAUCUGGAAGUACAACAUCGUUACCAUCGACCGGUUGGUGCUGUGUUUGAUCCUGCGCACGCUGGACGGUAACGAGGCGCAGGUCAGCUUCUACAUCAUCCAGCUACUGUUGCUGAAGACGACCGAAUUUAGAAAUCGUGUGCAGGAGUUCAUCAGCAUCAACUCACCGGAGCACUGGAAGCAGAACAACUGGCACGAGCGUCACCUGGCGUUCCAUCAGAAGUUCCCGGAAAAGUUCGCUCCGGAUGAGUCCGUUUCGCAUCCGUCGCUGCCGGUGUAUUUUGGUAACGUGUGUUUGCGGUUCCUUCCGGUGCUGGACAUUAUCGUGCACCGAUACCUAGAGGUUCCGACGCAGUUGAGCAAAACGUUGGACGUAAUCUUAGAUCAUCUCGGCUCGCUGUACAAGUUCCACGAUCGACCUAUAACCUAUCUAUACAACACACUGCACUACUACGAGCGAAAGCUGCGUGAUCGCCCACAGCUAAAGAAACGAUUGGUUGGCACUGUCGUUGGAUCUUUGGAAUCUGUGCGGCCAGAGCACUGGGCGCUUACCGAACCGUACGAAGCGUACAUGAUGAAGAAGGAAAACGACAACGUAAACUGGGUUCCGGAGCUGAGCUACUACAUCAAUCUAGUGCGCCGCAUGCAAGACACAAUGGAUGGCAAAAAUGUAUUUUCAGGCACCGAUUGGCGGUUUAAUGAGUUUCCAAAUCCUCCGGCACAUGCCCUGUACGUGACGUGCGUGGAGUUGCUCGGCCUUCCGGUCGGACCGAAUGUAGUAGCGAACAGUAUCAUCGACGUGCUGGUCAAAGGAUACACGGUGGUGCCGUCGCCCGUUUUCCAUAACUGGGUCAACACGAUAGGCUUGAUAAUGGCGGCCCUACCGGAAGCCUACUGGAGCGUCAUCUAUGAGCGUAUGCAGGAAGCGCUCAAUUCUAAUGCUAUGAAGGAAUGGGCCUUCCGGCAGAGCCCCUUCGAGAUGUUCAACUUCAAGGUGGUGAAAGAGGCGAUGCUUGACCGGAGCUACGUGACGGUCCUAGCGAUUGCGCACAGUAUUUUCCAUCACUUUGGCAUCGGACAAUUGGCAACCAUUACGGACUCGUUAAAAGAAAAACUUAAACCGUUGGUUCACACGGAAUAUCAACUAAUCUACCUUUGCCACGUGGUGGGACCGUUCCUGAAUCGACUGAGCGUCGAACGUGCGCGAGCCGUCUCCGACAUUACGUUGAUGUUGUACGAGCUGCUCGAACAGGUCGACAAGGCGCAACCGUCGCAACCGUUACGCUUUAUGGAUCCUAUUUGCGAUCUACUCUACCACAUCAAGUACAUGUUUGUCGGCGAUACAAUGAAGCCGGAGCUGGAAGCCAUCAUCCGUAGACUAAGACCUGCGCUACAGAUGCGGCUGCGUUUUAUUACGCGCCUUAAUGUGGAUGAAAUCGGUGUUGAUCAGAAUGUCGGAAACACAGCACAAGGACAAAGCACGGUAGCAACGAUGGCCGGUGCCGGAUCAGCUGUCGCAGGGGUGGGAACUGUUGGUGGUGGUGGUGCAGUAAAUGCCCCUGGCAUAGGGGGUCAGCAAGCAACACAGGCAACGGGCGGUGUCGCCAUGCCACAACAAGCGGUGGGUGGAGUCGUGAAUCAAAAUGUAGCCCUACAACAGCAACUUCAGCAACAGCAACAAAUGGGUCAAGGUAUGCAAGCGCAUCACUAGAACGUUGAAAACCACCGAGAAGAUGGAACUGACCGGGUCCAAAUGGACUUAUACAUUUAUAUUUUUUUAUCCUUCACAUAAGUGUGUAUACGUCUGAACGAUGUUUAACAUAAAAAAUAAAUCUCUUGUGUAGAAAAAUCCUUCUAACCGA